AUGUUUGUAAGGAGGCAACUUAAAAUGAACUCAAAGGAAAAGUUCUUUUAAUAAAAGAAUUAAUUUCAUAAACUCAAACAAUUGAUGAAGCGAUUUAUAUGUCUAAAAAUAAUUUCUUUUGUUUAUUAUUAUUUAUCCUUCAAAAAAUAUUAAUUUUAACAAAAAACUUAAAUAUCAAUGUAUUUUUAAUUUUCAUUCAGAAUUUAAAUGAUUAUCCUGAAAAAUUUAUUUAUUUUUUCUUAAUAAUUGUUAUUAAUAGAAAAUGAAACUCUUAUAAGGAUUUUCUGUAAAGAUAAAUACUCUUGA
Molecule: messenger RNA, 306 nt
Organism: Paramecium pentaurelia
Lineage: Eukaryota; Ciliophora; Oligohymenophorea; Peniculida; Parameciidae
Source: the annotation of a GenBank genome assembly